UUUUUUUUCCUUCUCACAGGGUUUUUUUGAUAUCCCUGUGGAUAAUUUAUAUGCUGAACCUGCAGUACUGAAGUGGAUCAAGGAGAACAUUGCUGAGUGGAAGAACUGCACCAUUGUUUCACCAGAUGCAGGCGGAGCCAAGAGUGUAUGUACACUUUGCAAAUCUCUCUCUACAGAGUAACCUCCAUUGCAGAUCGGCUGAAUGUAGACUUUGCCCUCAUUCAUAAGGAGCGAAAGAAGGCCAACGAGGUAGAUCGUAUGGUGCUGGUGGGCGAUGUGAAGGACAGAGUGGCCAUUCUGGUAGAUGAUAUGGCAGACACCUGUGGCACCAUCUGCCAUGCAGCAGACAAGCUUUUAUCAGCUGGAGCCACCAAAGUGUAUGCCAUUCUAACUCAUGGGAUCUUUUCUGGGCCAGCCAUCUCCCGGAUCAACAAUGCCUGCUUUGAGGCAGUUGUAGUCACAAACACAAUACCCCAGGAGGACAAGAUGAAGCACUGCCCUAAAAUCCAGGUGAUUGACAUCUCAAUGAUCCUUGCAGAGGCCAUCAGGAGGACUCAUAAUGGGGAAUCUGUCUCCUACCUAUUCAGCCAUGUCCCUUUAUAACGACAUGCUGGCUGCUGCUUGUGUGGCUUUUUUUUAAACCAAAAGUUGUUCAGCUUAUUAUAAAGUUCAGUAGAAGACUCUGCUUGUUCCAGUGUGGUUCUCCACAGCUCCUCCUCUGCACACAUCAGUCUUAUUGUGUCUGAUCCCAGCUCUGGGAGAGGCACAUCUAAAAUGCUCCAACUUCCACCAGCAGCCUCCAAAGUGUGGACUUUUCAGUUUAGGUUUCCAGCAGUAGUGAGAGUCAGCAUUGCAGAUCUGUGGAGAGUAGGACUACCAUGGCCAAUUGCCACAAUUUUCUUGGAGUGGGAGGUUUUGUGUUUGUGGGGAGGCUGGGUAUCUGGCAUGCAUACCUGUUUGGUUUGGGUUUGGUUGGUUGGUUGGGGGUGGGUGGUAUGGGAAGUAGAGCUCCCAAGAACAGGCUGAUCUGGAACUUACAGCAAGAGUCCAAGGGACUGCUGAACGUGUGCUACUUAUUCUAUACCUGAUAGAUGUCCUUAGAGAAGUGGGAUAAGGAAGUCUUAUACAUUGACCACAAGAGCUGAGGCACUGGAUCAGCACCAUGGAAGGGUAGGACAAUCAUCAGCUUCCUCUCCUGGAGGGAGACCACACACCUGUGCCCUUGUAGUGGAGAAGAAACAUGAUGUCCUUUUAGGGUGUUUGAACAGCAAAAUUAUCAUGAGCUAUAGCAUACUCUAGCAUACCUGUGCUGUCUUUAUCUAGCUAAUAUGGCUAAUGAGAUCAGUGGAGGUAUGGCAGCACAGUUCUUCACCUAUUUGUAACCAGCAUGUACUCCAUAGUACAUGUUCCUGCUAGCACCUGACCCAAUCUGGGCUGCCAUGACUGCGAUUGUUCCCAUGUUGCUUGAAGCUAGCAAGGGUGCACUAGCAUGUGCAACAGUCACAACUCCAUUUUGCUGUAUAGACAGGUCCCACUUCUCUUCUCUGCUGGUACCCUAGUAAGGCUAGCCUUUCUGACCUUUUACUGACCUGCUUUUUCCUUGCAGCAUGUGCCUGCUGAAUAGAUUGACAUGGGCUGACCUUAUUACUUCCUUGUAAACUUUGUUUUCAGGCAUCUUAAUCUCUGAAGGUUAAGUGUAGUAUUCCAUUGUACCACUAAGUUAUUGACUGUAUUUUGACUGCUUGUGUUUUGUUGUUUUGUUUUAUUUUGUUUUGUUUUGUUUUUUUGCGCGGGGGGGGGUCAUUAUUUGCCUCUUUAAUAUUUUUCCAUGGCUGAUACCAGAAUCUUCCAUCUCUGCAAGGAACCUUGGGAAUGAUGGUUAAUGGGGAGGUUGUGAAAUUUCAGAGAGAGCCAAAGGAUGGAUCUGAGUCAGCUGUUCAUGUGAAGUGCUUGAUAGUAAUAGGUCAGGGGUGGCUUGUUCCAUCUGUGGUUUUAUUUAUUGAAGCUUUCCCAAUACCACAUCUAACCCCACUCAGAGGUAGCAACAGGCCUCAAGAAAGAAAUGAAGGAAGCUGUCAGACCCAGAGCUGGUUACGGCUCCUGUCUGUAGAGCUGGUAUUAUCCACAACUUAAAUGCAUAAUAGUUAUACCAGACAAUUCUAAGAGAAAUGUUUAAAUCAGUCUUUCCUGGACUCUUACUGGGUAGCAGGCCAAGCUGUUUUUUGUAUGCAUUUUGGUUUUAUAAACAAUCUCAACCUACUUUGGAGUUGCGGAAAGGAAGGAGGAGGCUUUUGAAGUUGCUUGUCUCUCCAGCCAAGGUGGUAUGAGAGAUUGGAGGGUGGUAGAUAAUUGAGCUACCUGAACAAUCUGGGUGUCUGGAUUUGGGGUAGUCCUCCUAGGCAUUAGUUAUUGUGCCUUUUUAAUUAAGACUUCCCCCUCUCCCUUCCUAGAACUUUUGUCCUGUGGCUACAUAACACUUCUAUCCCAUCAUAGGUUUUGUUUUGUAUCCAAAGUCUAUGUUUGUCUGGAAAGUGUAUGUUUGCUUCUUUGCUUGCAUCCUGCACUGAGCUCCACUGAGGGUCCUUUCAGGAUUCCUGCCUCCUACUUCGGAGCCCUGCUUCUGCCCUGCCCAAUGCAUCAUGAGCAGAAGCCAAGAGCAAGGACAUCAGGGCAGCGGUGUGAGGAUUUUCUGCAGCAUUUGUGUUAAACUAAGACCUCAAUGAAGGAA
This is a messenger RNA of Alligator sinensis (Chinese alligator), 2728 nucleotides long. Its product is annotated as ribose-phosphate pyrophosphokinase 1-like. Lineage: Eukaryota; Metazoa; Chordata; Crocodylia; Alligatoridae. Bases 148 to 603 code for a protein of 151 amino acids. Gene Ontology annotation, molecular function: ATP binding; ribose phosphate diphosphokinase activity; magnesium ion binding. Gene Ontology annotation, cellular component: ribose phosphate diphosphokinase complex; cytoplasm. The transcript has 4 exons. Gene Ontology annotation, biological process: purine nucleotide biosynthetic process; 5-phosphoribose 1-diphosphate biosynthetic process. The record is from RefSeq and is a predicted model, not a curated record.